AUGAUAUACGUAAUCGUUUUGUUAAUAGCUGGUAUUUUAAGUCUUUAUUAUCUUCUCUUCAAGGAUUUAAAUUAUUUCAAAAAACAUGGAAUACCACAUGUGAAGCCUCUUCCUAUAGUGGGAAGUAUGGCACCAACUUACUUUCGUCGUCAAUCAAUUUCUGACUUUAUCAAAUCAAUAUACGAUUUAUAUCCUGACGCCAAGUAUAUCGGCUUGUAUGAUAUAAAAAAUCCAAUUAUAAUGCUUCGCGAUCCUGAGCUUAUUAAAUCCGUGACACUGAAAUAUUUUGACAUGUUCAUGGACCAUAUUAAUUUAGUAAAUGAAAAUCAAGAUCCAUUUUUUGGAAAAAAUCUCUCCGCACUUUGCGGAGACAGAUGGCGUGAGAUACGAUCUAUAUUAAGUCCGGCUUUCACGUCCAGUAAAAUGAAAAGUAUGUAUAAACUGAUGUUAGAUUGCGGUGUUGACUUUGGCAGUUAUUUGGCGCAAUUACCACCAGAAGAAAGGAUAAUGGAAAUAAAAGAUGUUUUCACAAGAUAUACAAACGAUGUAAUAGCUACUUGUGCUUUUGGCGUGAGUGUAGAUUCUAUGAGAAAUCGGAAAAACGAUUUCUAUGUAUAUGGCACGGAGGCAACCAAUUUCACAGGAAGUUUCAUUUUUUUAAAGUUCUACAUACUUAGAGCUUUACCCUGGCUUGCACGAAUACUUAAACUAACAUUCAUUUCUGAAAAGGUAGCGAAUUUUUUUCGAGAUCUUGUAAAAACCACUAUAAAAACUAGAGAUGAAAAUGGUAUCGUUCGUCCAGACAUGUUACAAUUGAUGAUGGAGAGCAGAAGUAAAGAUGGCAAAACAGAUCAAUUAACUAUCGAUGAUAUGGUAGCACAAGCGUUUAUUUUCUUCUUUGGAGGUUUCGAAAGUACUUCAACGUUGAUGUGUUUUGCUGCUCACGAAAUUGCGAUAAAUCAGGACAUACAGAAAAGACUUCAAAAUGAAAUUGACCAAGUCUUGGAAGAUACGAAUGGGCAACCAACUUAUGAAGCAGUUAAUAGCAUGGAAUAUCUGGAUGCUAUAAUUAAUGAGGCUUUGAGGAUGUACCCGGUUGCUGUGAUGUUGGAUAGAUUAUGCUUGAGAGACUUCGAACUACCACCGCCAUUACCAGGAAUAAAACCUUUUACUAUAAAGAAAGGACACGCCAUAUGGAUACCGGUUUAUGGACUUCAUCAUGAUCCUAAAUAUUUCAAAGAACCGGAGAAGUUUGAUCCUGAGCGGUUUCUUGGUGAACGGAAAAAGGACAAUCUCAACUGCGGAGCCUUCCUUCCUUUUGGCCUUGGUCCCAGAAUGUGCAUAGGUAACAGAUUCGCAUUGCUAGAGACGAAGGUUCUAUUCUUUCAAUUGCUAGCACGUUGUGAUUUAAAACCUUGCGAGAAGACGUCGAUACCAAUUAAGAUUAGUAAAGAUAGCUUUCUUAUGAAAGCUGAAGGUGGUUUCUGGUUGAGCGUAAUGCCGAGGAAAGACAUACAUCAUUCUAUUACAUAAUAAUAUCAAUGGGACAUGCUAAAUGUAAA
Messenger RNA from Cyphomyrmex costatus, 1562 nucleotides. Its product is annotated as cytochrome P450 9e2. Gene Ontology annotation, molecular function: monooxygenase activity; heme binding; iron ion binding. NCBI's taxonomy places the organism in Eukaryota, Metazoa, Arthropoda, Insecta, Hymenoptera, Formicidae. The record is from RefSeq and is a predicted model, not a curated record. The transcript has a single exon. The coding region runs from base 1 to 1533 and encodes 510 amino acids.